AUGGGGGAGCAAGGAUGCCAGGCUGCCAAGGAGGGCACACGAACAGUGACGUCUGUCUUACAUUUUGGAGUGUGGCGUUUUAAAUCCUGUCGUCCACCUUUUCCAUCCACUUCUAAAUACCCCGAUAUUCUGCGUUUGUCUUUUGUGGUUUCUGAGCCGCCUCCGAGGCCUUUAUCCCGCCGGGGCCACCCCUCGGGGGCUCACCGUAUCCCGCACCUCGGGGGGGGCCGGGGCCGCCCCCGCAGCGCCUUCGUUGCCCCCGAGCGCGUGCGGGUGAUGACGUCACGUACCGGCGCAGAGGUUUCCCGUGGCCGCGGCGUUAACGCGGAGCUGGGUGCGGGGCUGAGCCCCGACGUGCCGGGUCCCGGCCGCGCUCGGCUCCCGCUGCCGAGGGGGUUCCCGUUCAGCGGGUGCCACCUGCAUCUCCUGGCGCAGGUGAUCACGGGGGGACACUACGACGUGGACUGCUUCGUGGAGGACCCCAACGGCCAGACGAUCUACAAGGAGACCAAGAAGCAGUACGACAGCUUCCCACACCGCACCGAGCUCCAGGGCGUCUACACCUUCUGCUUCAGCAACGAGUUCUCCACCUUCUCCCACAAAACCGUCUACUUCGACUUCCAGGUGGGCGACGAGCCGCCCAUCCUGCCCGACAUGAGCAACCGCGUCACGGCCCUCACACAGAUGGAGUCCGCCUGCGUCACCAUCCAUGAGGCCCUGAACACGGUGAUCGACUCCCAGACCCACUACCGCCUGCGGGAAGCGCAGGACCGGAGCAGGGCCGAGGACCUCAACGGCCGGGUCUCCUACUGGUCGGUUGGGGAAACCCUCAUCCUCUUUGUGGUCAGCGUUGGGCAAGUGAUGCUGCUCAAAAGCUUCUUCACCGAGAAGAGACCCGGCAGCGGCGGGGCCGGCACCUAGAGCCGCAGCCCCGGGGUGCCCGGACGGCGGGGGGGAGGCGGGUGGGCAGCGUCCCCCUGGGUCACGCUCGCCCUCUGUUUUUCACAAGGUGCUGCCGCGGGGAGGCUGCCGGAGGGGAGCAGGGGAUGAUGUGAUGCUGCUGAGCCCGGUGGAAAAUGGUCACCCAAGCAUGGGCAUCCCCCAGCCAAUACCCCAGCGUCACCUCCUUCGCCUUUGGCUGCUUUGUGGCCUUGUCCCCUCUCCUGGCCACUCUGUCCCCACUUGCCAGCUCCACCUGGGUCUUUGCCCGACGCCUGGGGCACCCUGUGAGCCCGAUGUGACUGCGAGGUGCCGCCAGGCAUCCAGCAAGGCCUCUCGCUGCCCCCUCUCACCCAGGAGCUCUGCCCGGGCUGGUGAGGGGAUGGGGCAACGCUGUCCCCCCUGGCAGCCAUCUCCCGAGCUCUCCUGCACCUAGCCGAGUGCCCAGAUUUAGUUGCCAUCUCUGUGCCCACAGGCGGGGGGGGCGAGCAUAGCUCCCCUUUUCUCCCCCGGGGCGGGCAGGGCAGGGGACAAAGCCGGCAGCGGCACCCUGGGAGCCACUGGCUCAAACACAGGGGCGAGGGUUCAGCAGGGGCUUUUUUGCUGGGUGAUUUUCCCAGGUGAUUUUCCCGAUUUUGCCCCCACCCCCCCCGGCGAAGCGUUUCCCAGGCCGUGGGGAGCUGGCACCGUGCCCUGUACAAGGUGGUAGUUUCAUCCUCACAGGAAUCCCUGCUGGGGAGUCCCGGCCCCAGCGCCUCCCCCUGUUCCCGGCAGACCCACCCCGUGCUGAGGAAGCCCCAUCCCCACCCCAGCAGCAAGCAAGGACCCCCUGUGCCCCUGGGACUGCAGCCUGGAGCCCCCCCAAAACAAGAGACCCCCCCACUGUGUGAGAGCCCCGGGGAGAGCAGAGCACUGGCCACCCCCCUCUGGAGCCGGAGCGGCUCCGCUGCCAUUUGACUUUGCCACUGCCUAAUAAACCCCUGCGACUGUG
Messenger RNA from Calidris pugnax (ruff), 1930 nucleotides. RefSeq names its product transmembrane p24 trafficking protein 3 (gene TMED3). Gene Ontology annotation, biological process: intracellular protein transport; Golgi organization; endoplasmic reticulum to Golgi vesicle-mediated transport. NCBI's taxonomy places the organism in Eukaryota, Metazoa, Chordata, Aves, Charadriiformes, Scolopacidae. Gene Ontology annotation, cellular component: endoplasmic reticulum; COPII-coated ER to Golgi transport vesicle; Golgi apparatus. The transcript is spliced from 4 exons. The record is from RefSeq and is a predicted model, not a curated record. The coding region runs from base 1 to 921 and encodes 306 amino acids.